Portunus trituberculatus (swimming crab) is the source of this 898-nucleotide messenger RNA. RefSeq lists its product as uncharacterized. The record is from RefSeq and is a predicted model, not a curated record. Lineage: Eukaryota; Metazoa; Arthropoda; Malacostraca; Decapoda; Portunidae. The transcript is spliced from 5 exons. The coding region runs from base 233 to 805 and encodes 190 amino acids.
UUUGGCGCGAAAGUGACGUCAUAUUGAUUUGUAGGACGAGGAAACACCCUAAGUCACCCUCUCCCAUUUCUUUUCCUCUAAUGCAAUUUUAGUGGAGUGUUCGUGAAUGCCUCUAGGCUUCACCCAUGAGUGAACAUACGGAGCAGCUGGUGCAGGUGGCGAGGACUGGCUAGAGGAGCACCAAAUGUUUGUUUACAUGCAAGAUGGCGUAGAGGAGUAGAAACCACCAACAAUGCAUAUCACUCAGCCUCGUCCCCCUGUGGCCACUGGGUCCACAAAGAAAGGUGUUACUCAUGGCCCCACCACCACCACCACCACUGCUACUUCACCUAACAUGGACAGCACCCUCAGCUUGGUGAAGCAGCUUGUGACUCACUUUGUGGAGGACUCCUUCAGUCAGUUCCGCCUGAGAGACAGGGACAAAGAGGAAGCCUUCAAAGGGAAGCUGAAGGUGCUUGUCUACUCCAUACUGCUCUCCCACAGAAAAGACCAUGCCCGGGAGAGGUCAUGUCUGCGCCUGAAUGAGCUGGAGGAGGUGAUUUGGCACACCCAUGUCCUGCGCCAACAGCGACGCUACGAUGAUGGCAACGCACUGGACAGCUGCCUGCAUGUCCUCAGGGAAGGAGGUCACUUGGAGACUGGGAGUGAUGUGAGGACAGUGAUGAGGUUCCUAGUGGCUCUGAAAGGUCAGGGUGGGCCAGAUGGGGAGAUGCAGCAGCCCAUCCUGGCAGAGCUCAGGCCCAGGAUUGUCCAGGAGAAGGAGAAUGCUCCAUGUUUCCUCCUCGGGACCUCUACAGUAUGGUGACACAUUCCUGCAGAGGGCUGAGUGUGGUCGUCCUUACUCCUCUUCCCUUCCUCUCUUUACACUCACCUCCCCAUGUCUCUGCCACAUGGAAGG